This is a messenger RNA of Pogona vitticeps (central bearded dragon), 1752 nucleotides long. Lineage: Eukaryota; Metazoa; Chordata; Lepidosauria; Squamata; Agamidae. The record is from RefSeq and is a predicted model, not a curated record.
CCUCAACUGCUUGUUGUUGCCGCUUCUACAGAAAGGGGGCGCUCUCAAGAAAGGCGCCAUCGCCCGCACCUUACAGAUGGUGAAAAUGGUUUUGUCGUACAACCCGGAGCAGCUGGAUUGGGAUUCGCCCCAUCGCACCAAUCAGCAACAGUGUUACUGCUACUGCGGCGGCCCCGGCGAGUGGUACCUGAAGAUGCUCCAGUGCUGCCGCUGCCGACAGUGGUUCCACGAAGCUUGCACCCAAUGCCUCAGCUAUUCGAUGCUGUUCGGAGAUCGGUUUUAUAUUUUCUACUGCUCGGUAUGCAACCAGAGUCCGGAGUACAUCAAACGGCUGCCCUUGAGAUGUUCAGUGCCCUGUGAGCUCCACCAAGAAAGGAGGCGGAAAAGAUCGAAAUUCCUCUUGGAGGACGCCAUUCCCAGUCCAGCUGUCCUCUGUUCCCCUCUCCUUGUCCUUCUUUCUAGCAGGAGUUCGAGCCACACUUUCCUUUCCGACGUGGAUUCCACCGACGCCGUCAGCACGUCUGGAUCAGCGACCACCAGCCUGUCUUACGAUUCCAGCAAAAGGAACGUGGGCAGCCGGAAGCGCAAGCUGUCGUCCAAAACGUACACGCCUCUGGAGGCCAAGCAAAAAUGCUCGGAGCGUCCACGGAGGAUCCCGCCGGCCUGCUCCUCGGAAGACGGCGAGGCCGCCUGUGGCCCCGACCGCCCGGAGGACGCCCUCGACGGUCAUGCCUUUGGGAACCUGAGCGAAGAUGAUGCCCCCCUUUCCCAACUGAAGUCAUCCAUCCAUGACUAUUUUGGCGCGGCCGGCAGGCUGGUGUGUGGGGAGAAAUACCAGGUCCUGGCACGCAGGGUGACGCCGGAGGGGAAGGUGGAGUACUUGGUGGAAUGGGAAGGGACCACUCCGUACUGAGGAUGCGCUGGGGCCCCCCGAAGGGAGUGGAAAAGCCAGAUUUGGGCCACAACUGGGGAAAAGCCCAUUUCUAAUAAAUAUUCCAGACCGCUUGGUCAAGGGUGUCCUCUUUCGGCCGAUCCCCAGGCACUCUUCGUGUGCCCAGGAAAGCUUCGGCCGAGAUACCAGAGGGAGACCUCGUUUGUGUGCCUACCUUAAACCGCCCCCUCGUUUUUAAUCCUAUUUCCUUCGUUACACAGAGGGUGAAUGUAUUGCACAAGAGUUAGAUGAGGUGUGGAGACGGACGAUCAGGACAGAGCCGUUUUUAACGUGGCGAUGGACGGAGAGGCAGUGUGGGUAAGGGUGGACCAGAUGGGCGGGUGGCUCUAUCUAUUUUAGGGCUGGGGAGGGAAAGAAAGUGGACCUUUAGAUAGGGUUGAACCACAACUCCCAUCAGCCAGCAAAGCCAACACUGAGGAAUUAUGAGAGACGUAGUCCAAUGCGAUCCAGUGUGGCCGCCUUUUUUCUCUUGCACAGGGUAAUAUUCUGAUCCCAACAGAGGGUUCUUCUCUGCCAUACUAAAAGUAUUUGAGAGGGAGCAUUCUUGAAAAAAAUAUAUACUUUCCCUCCUAUGAGCAUUUUAUUUUUGGAUGAAUUUGGACUGUUUUCUCCCCAAAAUGCUUCUGUGCACCUUCUUAUUGAUAUAUAUAUAUAUAUAUAUACGAAAGACUUACGGAUCUUCGUAUUGCUGCUUUUUUUUUUGUAACAACGGAUUGUUAUUUUUGGGGGGGGGUUGUUUAUUCUGUUCAAGUUGUAAUUAAUAUAUCAGAUGUACGAUCAUUAAAAAAAAGAGAGAGAGA